AUGGGGUACAGGGUUUCCUGGAUGCCCAUCCCCACCGUCCUCCUAGCGGGGCGGCCCCGCGUCGGGGCGGUCGGAGCGGAGGGGCGGCUCUUCCUCCGCAAACUCCCUCCCUCUCGGGGCUCUCCCUCCCUCGGCUCCCCGAUGGCGGAGGCACCGCUGCCCGCCUGGCCGUUGCCCGGCCCUCGCGGCCGCUCCCAGAGCGACAUCUCCUCCUUCUCCUCCUCCCGCAGGAGCUGCCUGCUCCGCUCCGGCGUGGGGGGCUCAGUUGAUGGCUUGGAUAAAGCUUCAAUCGCUAACUCAGAUGGACCAGCCCCAGGAUCCCAAACUCCUCCCUUCAAGAGAAAGGGCAAACUUUCUACCAUUGGCAAAAUUUUUAAACCUUGGAAAUGGAGGAAGAAGAAGACCAGUGACAAAUUCAGAGAAACGUCAGCAGUGUUGGAAAGGAAGAUUUCGACAAGACAAAGCAGAGAGGAGCUGAUAAGAAGGGGAGUGCUGAAGGAAAUGCCUGAGCAAGAUGGUGAUGUGACAGUAAAUUUUGAAACUUCAAACGGACACACCAUAGCUAUUGGUGAAGAAACCAUACAGGAAGAAAAUGCAGUAAAAGCCAGUGGAGAUAAUGGCACUUUAUCAGAGAAACCAUGUGGGCCAGAAGGAAAAAAAGAAGAUCAAAAAGCUAGUGCUACACAUGCUAAAAAAACACCAGUCUCCAAGUCCUCUUCAUCACCAUCUACUUCGUCCACAUCAUCUCAUCCCAAAGCCUCUAAAGAGACUUCCAGCAAAUCAGGCACAUCAGGAACUCCCAGGGGCAAGAAAAGGCCUGGGAAACAAACAUCUUCACGAACGGCACCAGAUGGGGCUGCCUCUUCCCCUUCAGGUGCCAGUACCAUCAAGUUGGAAGUGAAGGCAGAAAAAUCUGAGCCUGAGCAACCUUCCAGUGUAAUUCCUGAAACAGAGGAUGUAGGCGAACCAAGCAAGCUGGUUGUCCCCCCUCCUCCCAUCACUGCUCCUCCUCCACCCCCACCCCCACCUCCACCUCCACCUCCUUUUACUUCUGCAGCUGCUCAACUCAUUGUGUCCUCAGAUGCCCAAGAUCCAUCUGUUCCUGGAUCAGAUAGUAAACCUCUUCUCCAGGCUGAGCGAGGCACAGAUGAGGGCUUGAGCAGUACAACCUCAGACAGCAGUCCAGAUGUUCGUGGAGAGGACACAAAAAGCUUGGCUAGCAAAGACAACCAAGAAGCAAAGGCAGCUGGCAAGACCCACUCUGAACCAGCAGAGAAGACUUCUGAUGCUGCUGCUGCUGCUGCUGAGAGUGAAAGCAGCAGAGAGAGCCAUGGCAGUGACUCUGAUUCUGAUGGGCCCAUACUUUACACAGAUGAUGAUGACGACGAUGAUGAUGAUAAUGCGAGUGCUGAAAGCUCUUUGGCAAGUAAAAUUCGUCGUAGGGAUACUCUUGCUAUCAAACUUGGCAACAGACCAUCUAAGAAAGAACUAGAAGACAAAAACAUCCUGCAGCGUACAUCUGAAGAGGAGAGGCAGGAAAUCAGACAUCAGAUUGGAACGAAGCUUGUGAGGAGACUUAGCCAGAGGCCUACAACUGAAGAGCUAGAGCAGAGAAAUAUCCUGAAGCAGAAGAAUGAAGAAGAGGAACAGGAAGCCAAAAGGGAAAUAAAACGUAGACUCAGUAGAAAGCUCAGCCUGAGGCCUACCGUGGCUGAACUUCAAGCAAGACGAAUCCUACGGUUUAAUGAGUACGUGGAGGUUACGGAUUCUCCAGAUUAUGACCGUCGUGCUGACAAGCCGUGGGCCAGGUUAACUCCUGCAGACAAGGCGGCAAUACGGAAAGAACUGAAUGAAUUUAAAAGCACAGAAAUGGAAGUACAUGAGGAAAGUCGACAGUUUACCAGGUUUCAUCGUCCAUAGUUGUAUGACCACAUCCCAUGUUUUAUGUAACAAUUUUCUUUGGGGAAAUCAUUGUGUCCUGAAGACCCAAGAGUGCACUGGAACUUGACUGAGUGUGAGUGUAUCUUGCAGCUUGCCCUGAAGUUAAUGAAGGAUGUGGCCUCAUCUUUAUUAAUGAACAAAUUAAUUGACUAGGAGGAGAAGCCAUAUGAAGUGUUUAUUUUAACAAAGAUACAUCUCGAUGCUAAGACAGAGCAUGGUGCUGUGGCCAGCCCACAGAGACGAGCUGAUGGUCUUCUUCAUCAGAGUUUGACACAUCGGGAAGAGCAGAAGACAAUCACUUGAGAGCCUAGGGCCAGGAACUCCUCAGACCUUAUGGCAUUUUGACUGGGGGUAACUGAGGAGGGGAGCGUGAGGAGGACUGAGAGCAGGGGGAGGGAGACUUCCCUUGUCAGCCAAAAGCGAAUGGUGGGAUGGUUGGCACUGUUUAGGGAUGCACUUGGCCAGUGGGAAGAAUCGUUUAAAAAAACAAACAAACAACUGUGUGAGCAGCUGUGCAUGUAAAUUCUAGUGGCUGCAGCCUGUCUGAGAAAGACAGAAAGCCACAAGUCCUCAUGUCAUCAGUACUUUAGUGAAGAACUGUAAUUUUCUCUGGUGCCAGUAAAUGCAGAUGCCAGAAAUUAGUCCUAUUAUAACUCAGAAAUCUUUUUUUAAAAUCCUGAUGAGCAUGCUUCAAGAAAAUACAUUGAACAUUCAUACAGAACAAGUAUAUUUUUCAUUUUUUAAUGUUGGCAUACUCUGGAUCCUCCUAAAUAGGUAAACAGGAUUCAGAGAGCAAACGACACCUGACGCUAUGAAUGCAAUGAAAUUCUUUGUGUUUAAAAACACUCCUUUCCACCUGUCGCUUGCCAUUCAAACCAGAGGGAUCACUAUCAUCCUCACCUGUGGCAGGCAGUAGUGACAGCUUUGACAUAACUUGUUAGUGUGGAUCCAAAUUCAGAAUUGAAAUGGGGCACAAAAGCCCUUACUGGCAAGUUGGAGCAGUGAUUGCUACAUGACAUUUUACAUGUGAGAGCCCUUGCGCUGCUUAUAGGAAGGACUCACAUAUGAAUCAGUGUGUCUUCAGUCUGCGGUCUUGUGAAAGUUAAUAGAAAAUCCUUAGAGCAUCUGCAGCCUGUUUUUGUUGAGUGUGAAGAAUGCUUAUUAGAUCCAUAAAUUUUUAUACUAUCUUGGAAUUGUGUAUGUGAAGACUGCUAUUCAAACUAAAUGGUAUGGAGUGUGAAAGGCAAUAUAUGCUUUUUGUAAGUUGGCCCUAAACCUAUUAAAAAGCCUGUGGCGUUGUUUACA
Messenger RNA from Centrocercus urophasianus (Greater sage-grouse), 3246 nucleotides. It is a transcript of the gene PHACTR2, whose product is annotated as phosphatase and actin regulator 2. Gene Ontology annotation, molecular function: actin binding. The record is from RefSeq and is a predicted model, not a curated record. Lineage: Eukaryota; Metazoa; Chordata; Aves; Galliformes; Phasianidae. Gene Ontology annotation, biological process: actin cytoskeleton organization.